GGGCAGGGCCGGGCCCGGUGCACAAAGCCCGGCGGGGUCCGUGCGGUGUCGGGCGCGAUGGGGCUGGCGGCGGCGCGGGGCUGGGCGCUGUCCCCGCUGUCGCCGGGCCCGGCGGAGCGCAGCCGGCCCUACGCUGUGCUGCAGCACCAGAACCUGGUGCUGCUGGGCAGCAUCCUCAGCGCUCUGCUGCUCACCAUCAUCCUCAUGGCCAUCUGUGUCUACCGGCCCGUCCGGCGGCGGUAGCGGAGCGGGACCCGCCGGGCGUCCAGGGAAUGCUGCAUCCCACCUGGUACCGACCAUCCCGGCACCGCUUCAGUCCUGCCGCUUCUCCCGGGGCACCGAGGGAAUGCUGCAUCCCACCUGGUACCGACCGUCCCAGCACCGCUUCAGUCCAGCCGCUUCUCCCGAGGCACCGAGGGAAUGCUGCAUCCCACCUGGUACCGACCGUCCCAGCACCGCUUCAGUCCAGCCGCUUCUCCCGGAGCACCGAGGGAAUGCUGCAUCCCACCUGGUACCGACCGUCCCAGCACCGCUUCAGUCCUGCCGCUUCUCCCGGGGCAUCGAGGAAAUGCUGCAUCCCACCGGUUCUCCCGUCUGGUACCCACCAUCCCGGCACUGCUCCGGUCCCGCCCGGUUCUCCCGUCUGGUACCCGUCACGGUCCUGCCGCCGCUCCCGUGAGCUGCCGAGGAUGCCCUGAGGAUGCGAGCGUGGCUUUUCACCCAUCUCUGCCCGUGCUGGAUCACAUGGCUCCAUGGUGAUGUGGUUUCCAGCAGUGCUGGGUGCUGGGAAUCACCCCCUCCCUCGGCGAACACUCCUGGAGCUGCUGGAGGUGUGGCCGCAGCAAACCCGUCUGGCUCGGAGCAGGGGCUGGAGCAACGCUCCUGCCUCCCAAAUCCCAGCGUUUUGGCGAGGCUGAUCCGACACCGUGUGCCCGAGAGCAUCCUCGGGGUGUGCAGGCACCCGGGGCCUGGAUUGUCACAAGAACAGGGCGAGAUUUGGGGACGUUGUCCGAGGAGCAGCUCCACGUGCUCAGUCACACCGCGACUACUUUUUUGCUUUCUGAUUAAUUCAGGUCUUUGUUUGAACGCUGAGUCCUGGGGGUUGGACGGGGCUUGGAGCAGCCUGGGAUAGUGGGGGUGUCACUGUCGGGCAGGGGGUAGAACAGGGUGAGCUUUAAGGUCCCAUUCCAAAAUAUUCCAAAGGUAAAAGCUCAGUGACCCACCCAGCAGUGGGUGGGGGGUCUGGUCUGUUCCUGCCUCUGAGCAGAAACCCUGAUGCAUGACUUGAUCCUGGUGUAGUUUUCCCGGGCCAGGCUUUUCACUCCCAACAUUAUUUGCUUUAACUCCUGGCUAAAAAGCCCCAAAUAGCCUCCCAUCAAACCAGCUCUGUUGGGAACUGGGGUGCAGGUGAGGGAUUCCAGCAUGUGCUGGUCACUGUCCUCCUGGAAACAGGAGCCUCCAAAGGUCUGCAAGCCAGGCAGAUGCUCUGGAAAUGUUUGAGCUACAGCCAGACCCAUUUUAUGCAGUUUCAGUAACAAGUGUUUACACUGAAUCCCAUUUCCAUACCAAUGCUGCUAUUUUGUUUUGCACUGCUACAAGUAGUAACUGGAUUUUACUAAUUAUUACUUUAAUAUUUAACAUAGGGGUGUUUUGUUUAGUAAUUUAUUUAGAGUUUUAAAAUCUUAACUUCCAGAAUAGUUGUUAUUGACCUGUUCUCAAGCCCUUGUGCUGCAUCUGAGGUGUCUUCCAUUCUGUUUGAAGGACACUGAGUGCUGGCAUUGAACAGGGAUUUUCUUUCUGUUUUGUGAAAUGACAGUGAGCCUGGCCUUGAACAGAUGGAGCUGUUAAUCCAAGAGUGAGGCAGCACUGUUCUAUUGCUUUCUGCUCUUCCUUUUGCUCCCUGAUUCCCGUGUUCCUGAUUUUUCUCAGUCCUUCAUCGCUGUGAAGCCUGGCCUGCAGCCUGUGCUGCUCCUGGGGGUGGAUGGUGAAGCUCCCAGCCCCAGCUCUGCAUUCCUGGGAGCAGAAAUCCUGUUUGCUCUCAUUCCUCACUCCCUGCUAUGCCUCUUUGUACAAAUAAAACGCUCAGUAAACAAUCCAGGCUCUUAUUUAUUCAUGGCUGUGCUGUUUGUUAUUAACUGGGCUGGAGCUCCACAAAGGGGUGAGGCUGUUCUGAUUCCCACCUCUGCUCCCCUCCUGGCUCCUGCCUUGUUUUUAGUGGGAUGGCAGUGCUGGGGGAACAUUUCCAUGGAUGUUUAAAAGCACAAUGGAAGCACAUCCCACAACAGUUGUGCAGUUUCCAGCAGCUCAGCUAUGAAUCAAAACUCAGCCAAAGCAGGGGAGGAAGGGUUUCCAAAUAAAGAAAAUCAGGAAUUGCUGCUGUAAAAAGCCUUGAAAUGGGGUCAAAAGCACAAAAAAAGCACAGUCUUGCUUUCAGGAUCUAACAGCAUCAACUUAAAGAACUUUUGAAGCUGGUUAUAGUUUUAGAAGAAGCUACAGAUGUUUAACUCUGAGCUUCUCUUUCCUCCAUCAGCCUCAAGCUGCCUCAGAGAGAGAGGUUGGACUCUGUUGUUACACAAGUCUUGGCCUUAAUAUUAAAUAUUAAAUAUUAAUAUUUAUUAUAUUAAAUAUAGUCUUACAAGAAGGUGUAGAAAGUCAUAAGGUUUCCUGCCUUUCACUGCCUUAAUGUCUGUGUUGUACUGAUUCUCCCUCUUCAAGACAAGGAGACUCAAAACUUUGCUGAA
Molecule: messenger RNA, 2741 nt
Organism: Oenanthe melanoleuca
Lineage: Eukaryota; Metazoa; Chordata; Aves; Passeriformes; Muscicapidae
Gene: C15H12orf76
Product: chromosome 15 C12orf76 homolog
Exons: 2
Coding region: 58-243 (61 amino acids)
Source: RefSeq, a predicted model, not a curated record